Molecule: messenger RNA, 1124 nt
Organism: Spirometra erinaceieuropaei
Lineage: Eukaryota; Metazoa; Platyhelminthes; Cestoda; Diphyllobothriidea; Diphyllobothriidae
Source: the annotation of a GenBank genome assembly
AUGUUCUCUGUCAUGCUGACGGAUGCCUACCAAGAAGAACGUCCGGGUAUCCGCGUCGCCUACAGGACGGACGGCCAACUCCUCAACCGCCGGUGGAUGCACAACUACCGUCCACGAACUCUUCUUCGCGACGACUGCGCUCUCAACGCAGCUCAUAGAAGACUCGAAGCUGGCCUUUGCUUCCUUUUUGCAUUAACUCUAGCUCCAAUCUUCCCCUCAUUGACAAUUUCACUCCGAGAGAUCGGUCUUAUGCCACGCGCAACUCCUUCCUGUUGAUUCCGCCGCCUCUUCGCACCACAUCUAAGCGCUCCGUCUUCUUUGCUUCCAAAUAUGCGUUCCUUUGGAAUAAUUUUCCGCCAGAAAUUAGAUCCUCGGUUAAGUUACUGGUAUUCAAGUCGAAAUUACGCAAACACCUUACACCGGAAAGUAUAAAGGCACUGUUAAUGGUCUCAUUCCAGAACACUCAGCUUCUUGACUUCGAGAAGGGUCCUCCUGGGAUUUAGUGGUAGACCAAAUGGAAACCCUCAAUUAUAUCUUUACAAACCCUGUUUUGAAUUGGUUUCUAAAUCCACUGCUAUCACGGCUAUUAUAGAAGGGGACAUGUAAAGGGGCAUGGGAAUCUUCGUCACCGCCUGCGACAACUUCGAUCUGAUCAUCAACACGGAGAAAACGGUGGUCACGUACCAGCCGCCCCCAUCAACUUGAACGACGCCCAAUUGCAAGCCGUGGACAACUUCACCUAUCUAGGCAUCACCCUCUCUCGCAGCACCCAAAUCGACAACGAGGUGGAUCUACACAGCCAAUCAAGCCUUCGUUCGCCUGCAGAACGCUGUUUGGAAUCGUCACGGUCUCUGUCUCAGCACCAAGCUCGAGACUUACAAAGCUGUCAUCUUGCCAACGCUGUUGAGUGGAACGGAGACCUGGGCGAUGCACAAGAAGCAGGCGCGGAAGCUCAGCUAUUUUCACCUCAGCUGUCUCCGGAGGAUACAAAGCUGAAGUGGCGGAGCCGGAUCCCCAACACGGGAGUUCUGGAACGGACAGGAAUCCAUGCCAUGCUGAGACAACUGAAACCACGUUGGAGCGGCCACCUUGUGCGGAUGGGCAAUGGGCGGCUACCCAAAUGA